Brassica napus (rape) is the source of this 3669-nucleotide messenger RNA. RefSeq names its product receptor-like cytosolic serine/threonine-protein kinase RBK2. Gene Ontology annotation, biological process: protein phosphorylation. Gene Ontology annotation, molecular function: ATP binding; protein kinase activity. The record is from RefSeq and is a predicted model, not a curated record. The transcript is spliced from 8 exons. Lineage: Eukaryota; Viridiplantae; Streptophyta; Magnoliopsida; Brassicales; Brassicaceae. The coding region runs from base 1932 to 3431 and encodes 499 amino acids.
UAUCGGUACCGGUGAGAAGAGUUAACUAACUAUAUGUUUCAAAAUUUUCAAAAGAUUACAUGAAGAGGAGAGUUAACUAAACUAUGUUUGCAUAUAUAAUAUUUCGGACAGCUUUUGUAUGUUGUCUUUUAUUGUUCAACAACUAUGCUAAACUUCUUUAUAUCGUUUUCAUGUCACUGGAUUCACAAAGAACUUUUUUUGUUUUGUUAAAGUUUCAGCUGUUAUCCACAAUUUUUUUAAUACAUGCACAUAAACAAAGACUCGUUUUCGAAAAAAAGGACUCGUUUUCGAAAAUUAUUUUGGGUGUCUCCUUAUAAAAAGAGCGAUUUAUUUGCAAAGAUCUUAUAAUUUUUCGAAAAUCAAAAAAUCAACUAGCGAAAGUAGAACAAAUGCAAAGAGAGGACAAAACUCCAAAAAGAAUCGGGUUCCACAAUUACUAGAAUUUUUUUUGAAACACUCCACAAUUACUAGAAUACACAUGGAAAUUUAUAGACCAUUAGCUUGUGUGUGUGGGUGGCCAUUAGCAACUGAUGCCUUUACAAAUAUGCUUUCCUUAUGGUCCUGAUGAAGCCUUUAUAAAUCGUAAGCGACGAACAUAAUUGACUUUAACGAAUGUUUGGACCCCUCCGAGUUGUGAGUUCAACAAACAACGAAGAUAACAGCCGGUGGUGGAAGCAAAACGCAGUCAAACUUCUACCGCAAUUCUAUUACACACAGAUUAAUAUAAAACUUCAAAAUCCAUUAUAAUUAUAUUGUAAUGGAACGAUAAUAAGUUAAUAACAGCCAAAAGCUUGUAAUGAUAGUUCCGACAAUGUUAAUUGGGAUGGAGUUCACUACACUCAAGCUGCAAAUCGGUUUGUUGCACAACACAAUCUCUCAGGUAGAUAUUAUGAGACGGCAUCGGCUUGGAAUCCUUAGAAAUGCCUCCAGAAACAUUGUUUAUGGAGAGAACAAAGAGAAUUGCUAGUUAAUUUCUAUACAAAACUAAGCAUAUACAAUAUAUUAUGUAUAUAGUUGUUAACUGAUUACUUAGCAAGGCCUUUUGUUGUUGUUUCAAGUGUGCAAGUUAGCAUUGUUUAUUAUAGACUCAAUGAAAAGGAUCUUCAAAUUUCUUGUAAUGUUUCUUGUGUCAUAAGCAAUAUGUGUGUAUCUACAAACCACACACAAGUUUGUACAACAGUUUCCACAAACCAAAAGCCACAAAACUUCAUCAGUAAAUGGUACAAAUUUUCAAAAUCAAAUAUAUUUCCGAAUUCUUUAGUUAAAUGUUGAGUGCUUCAAAUAUAUAUUAGAAAUCAGUAAUUAAAAAGUAACAAACGCUCUUCAGAUAAGAGUAUAAUACUAAAACAUAAAAGUACAUUACAGACAAAAACAAUUAGUUGUGUGCAAAGCAAUAAUAGUAAUACAGGUUUUAAUGCAGGCUUUCUGCAUCAUGUACAUCAACACACGGAAAUGAUUCUAAUUACUAAUUAGGUAAUCACAAGAAAGUUGACAAAACGAAAAUAUAAAAAAACAAGUAAUGUAUUUAUUUUUUAAACAGAUUAGCCUAAUUAGCAGGAUCAAAAUACUGCAAAUUAACGAUAUGAAUACUUAGAUAGAUUUACUCAAUUCUGAUUUUAAAACAAUCUACAAAUCCCUUGAAUCACUCAGAACUUUUAUCCUAAAAAGGAGAAAAUCAAAAGCGUUGCUAUAUAUAGGAUUUAGUCGUACUAGAGUCUAAUUAUAAUAGAUUAACAAGAAAACUAUUAGAUAUAUUCACUGGUCAAUAAAGAAGCAAUUAAAUUAGUAAUCUAAUUUAAAACACAAAGCUAAAACCUUUUCUUUCGGGUGUCUCGAGACCAACACCAAGUUCAAAACUUCCUUCUUAUUUCUUUUCCAUGAUUCUCUCUGUCUUUCAAGUUUUAGGUUUCUGAUAAAAUCUUAAAAGUUUCAUGGUUGUAGACAAAAUCAACGUAGCUUCUCCCUUAUGUUGUGUUCUUCCAAUGUACGACUCAAAACAUUCAAGUUAUGUCACUGAAGAAGAUUCAGACGACCUGAAUCAUACUACAAAACACAAAAGAACCAAUGCUAUGCUUUCUGCUUCAGCUCACGAUCUGAGAUGUCUACAGGUAGAAAAAGAGAAGCAAGAUCCUGAAUCACCGAGAGGAGCUCUAGAAGCAUGCUUAAACCGAUGCUCCAUCUCUUCCUCGGAAGAUCCUCCUCAAAACAAAGAAGCUAUAGAAAACGCAGACGCAGACGUGCGUUGCAAGAAUCUCAGAGCAUCUUCGAACUGGGGGAAGUUCUUCAAGCUUUGGAAACGCAGGUCCAUGAAACGUUUGUCUUCUUUCCCUCCGUUAAGCUGUGCCCCAGUGAUCUCCAAACGCAACAAAAACGCAGAUCCAGACGUCGAUGAUCUGAACCUUCACGAUAUCUAUGACUUCCAAUCAUCUCUUCACAGCUUCUCAAUCACUGACCUCGAAAUAGCAACUGACUAUUUCAACCCUGAAAACAUAAUCGGGAGAGGCGGUUACGCAGAGGUCUACCAAGGAAUACUACCAGAGGGAAAGCUAAUCGCUGUGAAACGUCUCACCAAAGGCACACCAGACGAGCAAACAGCUGAGUUUCUGUCUGAACUCGGGAUUAUAGCUCAUGUUGAUCAUCCAAACACAGCCAAGUUCAUCGGUUGUUGCACUGAAGAUGGAAUGUAUCUUGUUUUUAGACUAUCUCCUCUUGGGAGCCUAGGCUCUCUACUCCAUGGACCUUCAAAAGAUAAGCUUACUUGGAGCAGACGUUACAAGGUGGCAUUAGGAACAGCAGAUGGACUAAUGUAUCUUCAUGAGGGUUGUCAAAGAAGGAUCAUCCACCGUGACAUCAAAGCCGACAACAUUCUCCUCACCGAGGAUUUUCAACCGCAGAUAUGCGAUUUCGGUUUAGCCAAAUGGCUACCAAAGCAGUUAACGCACCACAACGUAUCCAAAUUUGAAGGAACAUUCGGGUACUUUGCGCCGGAAUAUUUCAUGCAUGGCAUUGUUGAUGAGAAGACGGAUGUUUUCUCCUUUGGAGUUCUUCUCUUGGAACUCAUAACCGGCCAUCCAGCUCUUGACGAGUCUCAGCAAAGCCUUGUCUUAUGGGCCAAACCGUUACUAGAGAAGAAAGAUAUAAAGAAAUUGGUGGAUCCGUCGCUUGGAGAUGAGUAUGAUCAGGAUGAGCUUAACCGGUUAACUUCCACAGCUUCUUUAUGCAUAGAGCAGUCUUCUCUUCUACGACCCCGUAUGAGCCAGGUUGUUGAAUCAUUAUUAGGUCAAGAAAGUUGCGUUGUAACACCAAGAGAAGACAAUAGAAAGAUGAUGCAACGAACGUAUUCUGAGGAGUUAUUAGAUAGUAUAGAAUAUAACUCAACUAGGCACUUGAGAGAUCUUGAUCGCAUUCGAGAGGUUGCUUUAGCUUCUUGAAAGUUGAACAAUGCCAUUAUGUAUGUAUGUACUGCAUCUAUUGAUUCUAUUUAGCUAUUAUGUGUGGACUGGUUGUUAGGCCUGUGAUUGAACGCAAGCAAAUGUUGAGACUUUUGAGUUUCAGAAGCUGCCUUGAACGUAUGGUUUACUCUACUUAUUUCGUUUCUCUUGUUUCCACAAGCUUUAGCUGUUUCUUUAUCAUUGUACAGAGACUCCUCACACGUCCAAACAAAAAAAA